AUGACGAGCAGAGUUCAACUACAAGAAGUAGUCAAACAGUACGAACAUAUCUUUAAUGAUGUGCCCGGUAACGCUAAUAUUAUUGAGCAUGAAGUUAAACUUACAGCAGACGAGCCUAUCCGGUCAAAACCGUAUACGAUUCCUUAUAAUGUUAGAGAAUCAUUAAAGAAAUAUUUUCGAGAUAUGAUUAACGAACGAAAGACGGCACUAACAGAGUUUGCGUCGACUUCCACAAGUAGAAUUGUGUUACCGUGUUUGAUCCAACACCGAUGCCUACGGCAGAAGAGAUAAUCCAGAAAAUGUCGAAAGCCAAAUAUCUUACCAAUUGGAUCUGAGCAAGAGCUAUUGGCAAAUUCCAGUAGUCACUGAGGAUAUUCCUAAAACAGCGUUCGUGACCCCCGAUGGUUCAUAUGAAUUCGUCAGAAUACCUUUCGGGAUGACGAAUUCUGCCGCGACUCUGGUGUGAGGUAUUAGGAAGUUGUUAGACGAUCUUGAUAAAGCUGACAUCGAUGACGUUAUAGCGAGGUUUGGCAAUGGCGACGCGACGUCAAAGACGACGAGAAAAUGGCGUGAUAUGCCCAUCUAUGGAUGUGCACACGCCAUUUUUACGCCAUUUCCACGUCGUCUUUGACGUCGUGUUGUCUUUGCUAAACCUAGCUACUAUCUACACAGAGACGUGGGAACAACAUCUUGUCGGGUUUGACGAAGUGUUCAGUAGACUUGCCAGCGCGGGUUUUACGGCGAGACCGACGAAGUGUGUCCUAGGAGCUGAAAGUAUCGAAGUAAGUUGGUCACCGAAUAUCUGAUGGAGUCAAAGGGCUCCACGAAGAUAAUGUGAAGAAGAUUAAAGAUGCGUAGUGACCGAGAACGAAGAAAGGGUUUAAAGCAUUUCUUGGCCUUACUGGUUAUUACUGAGAGUUCAUUCCAAAUUACGCGGCGAAGGCGGUUCCGUUGUCAGACCUGACCAACAAGAGUCAACCAAACCAAGUCGUAUGGUCCGAUGCACAAGAAAAGGCCUACAGCGCACUAAAAACAGAGCUUACGAGUUUUGCGAUCCUCUGGCUGCCUGAUAACACGAAACCAUUUACACCAAGAACUGAUGCAUCUGACACAGGACUCGGAGCGGUAUUAUUGCAGGAGCAUGAUGGUAAACUUUCGCCAGUUACUUAUGCUAGCAGGAAACUAACGGAAAGCGAUUUCUCAACGACAGAGUUAUGA
Paramuricea clavata is the source of this 1218-nucleotide messenger RNA. NCBI's taxonomy places the organism in Eukaryota, Metazoa, Cnidaria, Anthozoa, Malacalcyonacea, Plexauridae. The record is from the annotation of a GenBank genome assembly.